Messenger RNA from Blastocystis hominis, 675 nucleotides. RefSeq lists its product as hypothetical. The transcript has a single exon. The coding region runs from base 1 to 675 and encodes 224 amino acids. Lineage: Eukaryota; Bigyra; Opalinata; Blastocystidae. The record is from RefSeq and is a predicted model, not a curated record.
AUGAAUCCUGCUGUGUUGUUUGAAUCUUCGUUCGAUAUUUUGUACCUCUCUACGAUUCUGAUCCUGGGUUUCCGAAUGCUUCUUCGUAAAUCCCCUAAUAAGGAAUAUCGACUUUUUUCUUAUAUGUGCUUAAUCCUUGGUUUCGGAGACUGCUUCCAUCUUCUCCCUCGCGCUUAUGGGCUUAAUAUGGGUAAAACAGAAGCAGUGGUUGCUGCAAUCGGAAUUGGUAAUGCAGUGAGCUCCAUCGGCAUGGCCAUAUUCUAUGUCAUUAUGUUUGAGCUUAUCUCGCUGCAUUAUAAACAAAACCUCAAUGAACUGCGCUGGGCUACAUAUAUUUUAUUCGCAUUACGUGUUAUCUUUGUAUUGCUACCUCAAAACGACUGGAUUCACAACACUCAUAAUCCGCUUAUGAGCUGGCUUCGGAAUAUCCCCUUUAUUCUUAUUGGGGUUAUUGUCGAUGUUUUGCUUUUCCGGUACUCGAGGAAGGAAGCUGACGAUCCUUUUAGAGGAAUAUGGUUCUGGGUGUUGGUGUCUUUUGGAUGCUACAUGCCCGUGGCGUUGAUUCAUUUAGGGGGAAUGAAGGAUGCUUUGUUGAUGAUUGUAAAGACGAUUGCUUAUGUGAUGAUUGUGGUUUUGGGUUACAUGAGAAUCCCUUGUGAUAUAAAGAGAGAUUAG